GAAGAACUGAAGAAGAUUGAGAUGGAAAGACGCCUUUUGAAUAGGAACCAGGGAAGAGAAGAUGACAACAUUUGUACAGUUAGGAAAAGGUUUGAAGUGUAUAGGGAAUCCACUCUUCCAGUUGUUGAGUAUUACAAGUCAAAGGGCAAGCUUCGUGAGAUUGAUGCUGACAAGCCAGCGAAAGAAAUUUUUGAAGCAGUUAAGGUUGUAUUUACUGAAUCGGGAGGAAAUAUACAGAACCGGCGUGAUGGGUCGGAAAAAGUCAAUAUCCAAUGUAAUGCAUGGAAAAUGGCGUUUAAGAAAUCGUUAGUGGGAUAACCAUUAUGUACUCUGUACUACGUACUAGAAAUUAUGUUUGUAUGAGGAACAAAAGUUCUUUAUGAAAAUCGAAG
Molecule: messenger RNA, 392 nt
Organism: Cuscuta epithymum
Lineage: Eukaryota; Viridiplantae; Streptophyta; Magnoliopsida; Solanales; Convolvulaceae
Source: the annotation of a GenBank genome assembly